GCCGAAAGGCAACGGAAGGGGCAUCCCCUGAACCAGUGGGCCUGAGCAGGACCCCACGGCCCUCGUUUAGGAUCCGCCUCUGCCUGAGGCCGGAAGGUGUGCUGGGUCGGGCGGAGGCCGGGCCGGGCGCCGGCCGCGCGGUGAAGCCAGGAGGGGGUUAACGCUAACCCCUCCCCUCGGCCUGACAUCACCGGGCGAGCGGGGGAGAGACUGACGCUGGGAGAGUGAGAGAAAGAGAGCUAAAGGAGCGAGCGCGGCUCCACUCCGUGCCCGGGCAGCUCUACAUUGUUGCAGAUCGCUGGGAUCCCGCGGAGCGGCGGCGGCGGGGACGCGCCGCGUAGCCGACUGGCUCCCCUUGCGCAGAGCCUCCGAGCCCGCGCCGCCCCGGCAGCUGGCCGCAGAGCCCCACGCCUACAGCCUGGGCCCCGAGCCCACCGUGCCGCCCGCCCGCCGCCUGGGCGCCUCCCGCCACCCUCGGAGGACCGCCGGCCAUGGACGCCUGCAUGCUGGAGCCCAGCGGGAGGGUGUGAGCGCGCCGGGGCCGGGAGCCCGCACAGUCGGGCAGCCGGGCGCGCCGGGGGUGGGUCCCUCUCUCCAGCCCAGUUCUGCGUGGAAGAAGAGGGCGGGGACCGGCGCGAGGAGGAAAGCGGAGGAGAAGGGGGCAUGACUCGUGCAACUUGCGGCGGGCAUCUGCCUAGCCUCUAAGCUGCUGGCGGCCGGGGGCCGGGAUUGCGGCCGCGCGGAGCCCACCCAGCCCACCCCGCCCCGGCCGACUGCUGCGGCUGACCUGGAUCCUCCGAGCGCGCGCUGGCCGGCAGUGAUCUGCCUUCGUCUUCCCGCUGGUUUUGGGGAAGCUAGGAGCGCUUUCCUCGCGGCAGCUCUCGCCGGACCCCAGGACCCAGAUGGCUCGGAUGGGGCUUGCGGGUGCGGCUGGACGCUGGUGGGGACUCGCUCUGGGCUUGACCGCAUUCUUCCUCCCAGGUACCCACACACAGGUGGUCCAGGUGAACGACUCCAUGUAUGGUUUCAUCGGCACGGAUGUGGUGCUGCACUGCAAUUUCGCCAACCCACUGCCUGGCGUGAAGAUCACCCAGGUCACAUGGCAGAAGUCCACCAAUGGCUCCAAGCAGAAUGUGGCCAUCUACAACCCAGCCAUGGGUGUCUCGGUGCUGGCUCCCUACAGAGAGCGCGUGGAAUUCCUUCAGCCCUCUUUCACGGAUGGUACCAUCCGCCUCUCCCAUCUGGAGCUGGAAGAUGAGGGUGUCUACAUCUGUGAGUUUGCCACCUUCCCUGCUGGCAAUCGAGAGAGCCAGCUCAAUCUCACUGUGAUGGCCAAACCCACCAACUGGAUAGAAGGCACCCAGGCAGUGCUUCGAGCCAAGAAGGGACACGAUGAUAAGGUCCUGGUGGCCACCUGCACCUCUGCCAAUGGGAAGCCACCCAGUGUGGUAUCCUGGGAAACACGACUGAAGGGUGAGGCGGAGUUCCAGGAGAUCCGGAACCCCAAUGGCACAGUGACUGUCAUCAGCCGCUACCGCCUGGUGCCCAGCCGGGAAGCCCACCAGCAGUCCCUGGCCUGCAUAGUCAACUACCAUAUGGACCGCUUCCGGGAAAGUAUCACCGUCAGUGUGCAGUACGAGCCCGAGGUGACCAUCGAGGGGUUUGAUGGGAAUUGGUACCUGCAGCGGAUGGAUGUAAAGCUCACGUGCAAAGCUGACGCUAAUCCCCCAGCCACCGAGUACCACUGGACCACGCUGAAUGGCUCUCUCCCCAAGGGCGUGGAGGCCCAGAACAGAACCCUCUUCUUCAGGGGACCUAUCAACUAUAGCCUGGCAGGGACCUACAUCUGCGAAGCCACCAACCCCAUUGGCACUCGCUCAGGCCAGGUGGAGGUCAAUAUCACAGCUACAGCUCUUGAGACUCCGCUCCUGGCACAAAGACAAGAGCUACUGGCUGAAUGUGACAGCUGGAAGGACAGAAGGGGAGGAGGUGGGUGCUGCAUUCCACCCCAAAUACCCUCCUCUGCUUAUGAAUUAAUUAGGUCCCUGUAUCUACUCCUUUCUUUUGUACCCUCACUUGGCAUCUUCACUCUGAAGUCUGCAGUGCUGGAAGGUCAUCUUAGCCAUUCUUCUGCCUUUACACAAGCCUGACCCUAAAGUAGCCAAAACAACCUGGGUUCCUUUUGUCCCAAAAUAUCCCCAGGGUAGACUAAACCUCCUUAGGACUAGGGGGAAAAGUAAGUUAAACAGGAGGUCCUCGAAGGGAAAGAGGCCCAGUAUCAUCUAUCCCCAAGCCAUCGCUCCACUCCACUCCUGUCCCCUGCUCCAAUGAAAUGAGGUCCCCAAUGCAUGCAUUUAUUUAAGUGUCUCACAAAUAUUUGCUCUGCCUAAAGCAAGGCUCACCUCUAAGGCAUAGCCUUGCCUUUAUAGAAUUCAUUCAACUAAUUCUUGAACUCCGGCCAUAUGCAGGGCAAUCUAGGUACUUGGGGAUACAUCAGUGAGCCAAACAAAGUCCCUGUCCCUGUGGAGCUUAUGUUUUAGCAUGGGGGGACAGACAACAAGCAGUAGAUAAAAUACAUUUGAAAAAUAGUGUCGUCAUUUUGAAGGUGAUAUGGAGAAGAGAAGAAGAAGAUAGUAAGGGGGUCCCAAGUUCUGUGGGUAGGGGGUUCAUGAGCUGCAAUUUUAAAUAGGGUAAUCAGGGAAGACCUUGGUGAGGAGGGGACAUUUGUGCGAAGCCCCGAAGGAGGUGAGGGAGUAACCAUGGGACACCUGGAGGCAGAGCCUUCCAGGGUUACAGAGCAGCCACUGCAAAGGCCUUGAGAAUGCCUGGGGUGGAGAAUAGCAAGAGAUGAAGUCAGAGGUGGGGGCAGAGGCACAGAUCACAUGGAGCAUUUAAGCUCCCCAGAUUUAACAGGAUCUCUGUGGCUGUUGUGUUGAAAAUAGCCUAUAGAUAGAGGAAAAGAGUGGAAUCAGGGAAGCCAGUUAGGCAGCUAUUGCAAUAAUCCAGGUGAGAGAUGUUGGUGGCUUAGAUCAGGGAGGUAGUAAUGGAGAUGGUGAUAAUUGGUCAGGUUCUAGAUUUACUUUGAAUUCGAGUAGUUUGGGAUACCAGCCACUCUCGUGAAACAUGUAAUACUGUAAACUCUACCAUACUGUGAUAAGUGGAGUCCAAGAAAUUCAAUCUCGUCGAAUAAAAUGUAGGAGAGCUUUAUUUUUCAUUGGGCCUCUGUCAUCACCAAAAGCAAGAAAGUAAGUGUAGUGGAACUUACAUUGUAUACAAUUGUAGCACACUAAAUCGAGUCAAUCCCAGUUGUCUGGAGGCCCCCAUUCCCUAAAAC
Molecule: messenger RNA, 3334 nt
Organism: Hipposideros armiger (great roundleaf bat)
Lineage: Eukaryota; Metazoa; Chordata; Mammalia; Chiroptera; Hipposideridae
Gene: NECTIN1
Product: nectin cell adhesion molecule 1
Exons: 6
Coding region: 903-2150 (415 amino acids)
Biological process (GO): heterophilic cell-cell adhesion; protein localization to cell junction; homophilic cell-cell adhesion
Cellular component (GO): adherens junction
Source: RefSeq, a predicted model, not a curated record